Molecule: messenger RNA, 1527 nt
Organism: Gadus macrocephalus (Pacific cod)
Lineage: Eukaryota; Metazoa; Chordata; Actinopteri; Gadiformes; Gadidae
Product: dual specificity phosphatase 29-like
Exons: 4
Coding region: 300-848 (182 amino acids)
Biological process (GO): negative regulation of MAPK cascade; protein dephosphorylation
Cellular component (GO): cytoplasm
Molecular function (GO): protein tyrosine/serine/threonine phosphatase activity; MAP kinase phosphatase activity
Source: RefSeq, a predicted model, not a curated record
AUAUGGAGGUGCAGCUGUCCCCUUCAGACAGGCCAGCGCUCUGCCUUUGAGCAACCUUCAUAUCUGCUCGCUCCCUUGUAAAAACAAAUCGCCAAGUGGAACUAAGUUUCAUUGUUAAACUUAAAGAAGGGUUUUUUUUUGUAGGAGGAAUUGAUCAAAACACAGCGAACACUGAAGUGUUUUUUGAUUUUCACGGAAGGAUACCAAUUUACAGGAAACUAUUUUUUUCAAUUUUUCUCUCAACUGUGGAAACUCAUUUGCUUGGAAAAAAUAAAGUACUUUUCUUCAGGGAGCCUGUCAUGAGCCAAGAGGAGGAGCCAGGACACGAGACACCUCAAACCCACGAUCUGCUGGGCCUUCUGCUGAAGAACAGACGCCCCCCCAGCCCCGCCAACCAGGUCUGGCCCGGCCUCUACAUCGGAGAUGUCGCUACCGCCAAGGAUAAGGGGCUCUUGGGGACCCUGGGGGUGACACAUGUGCUGAACGCCGCAGACGGGCCCCAGCACAUUGACACCGGGGCGGUUUAUUACGACGACACCGACAUCGUCUAUUAUGGGGUGGAAGCGGCGGACCACAAAACCUUUGACCUCAGCCCCUUCUUCCACCCCGCCGCUGAAUUCAUCCAGGACGCCCUGGCCCAAAAAGGUACGGUGCUGGUGCACUGCGCCCGGGGCGUCAGCCGCUCCGCCGCCCUGGUCCUCGCCUUCCUCAUGAUCCGAGAGCGCCUGUCCCUGGUCGACGCCAUCAAGGCCGUGUGCAGCCACAGGAACAUCCUGCCCAACGCCGGCUUCCUGCGGCAGCUCCAUCACCUGGACACUUCCCUGGCUGCCGAGAGAAGCAGGACGUAGACGGGGGGGGGGGGGUGGGGGGUGGAGGGGGAAGAGGAGCAGGAGGAGGAGAUCAAAACGCAGAGCCAGAGAGUCACGUAUUCACCGAGCACUAGAUGCACAUUUCAAUGGCACCAUUCCAAGAAACAUGGAUCCACAGUCUGUAGCCAGAGUGUGUACAAUCGCAGGGAUCACAUGUUGAAGAGUUCUGCAGGGUUUGUCAGAGAGAUAGACCGCGCGGAGCGAGAGAGAGAGAGCGAUAGACUGCACGUGUUCUGCUGCGUGGCGUCUAUCUAGACACCUAUAAAUAAACAAUGCCCCAUUUAUUUAUUCACUCGGCUCAAAAACACAGUGUCUAAACUGCUGAAAUCUUGCACUCCAACCGCUAAGACCGCGCUGCCUUAAGAGGUUUGAUAGGAGCUGACAGAAAUAUGCCAGCAUCGUUCAGAGCGUGUAUACAGAUUCAGGUCAGACUUUGAACAGAGAUGAAACAGCAGAGCCAUCUUAAUAAGAAAUGCUCCACAGCGCGCGCGCACGCAAACACACACACACACACACACACACACACACACACACACACACACACACACACACACACACACACACACACACACACACACACACACACACACAGACAGAGCCAGGGCUGAGAGAGGGAGAUAGAGAGAGAUGCUGUCAAAAUAAAAGGAAUUGGAUAUCA